CAUGUGUCUAAUUUAUCAGCUUGUCGUUUGUCUGAGUCAAGUAUCCUGAUGUCUACAUCACUUCAAGGGCUUGCUCUGUCUGUGUCCCUUUUCCUUCCAUUAACCCCUGACUGCACUCCAUUCACCAGACGCUAUAUGACUUCAGAGUUUAGUGCUUCCCCGAGAAUAUAAUUAGAUUUAAGUUUUGAAUCAUCUGUAAAUAUUCAGAUGGCAUGGGACAGUGGCAGCACACCAGGCCGUUACUGGGGCCCAGGGAGUGUAGGAAACAGAGGAGUACUUGGCUCACCAGACAGUACUAGUCAAGCUUCUAUCAUAUUAGCUCGUCUCAAUGCACGAGCAAGGGCAAUAAAAGCUGGAAAAUCACCUUUAGCUAAUAAGCUCCAGAGUGAGGCACAAAGAGAGGGGACAAAUAAUGAAUCACUGGAGAAAGAUAAGGUGACUUCAUAUAAGUCAAUUAAAGAGCAUGUUUCCACUAAGAGCUUUAGAGAGGAAGAAGAUCAAGCUGAAUCUAGUGUCAAGCCAGACAUUACAAGUAAGAAUGAGGUGGUUUCUGCCUGUGAAGAAAUAUCUAGUGAGGAACACAGCAAAAGGAAAAAACAUAAAAGAAGUAAAGAAAAUAAAAAUAUAGGUGAAGAGGAUAAAAUAUUUGAAAAUGAUAUAAGUACGUUUGUUAAUGAUGAAAACCCUACUAACAACAUGGUGAGUGAGAGCCCAAAGAAGAAAAAAAAGUCCAGAAAAGUGAAAGAUGAUGAUAGUAAGGAAAUAGAACACACAAAUUACCAUGACACAAUUAAUGAUACUGAGCAGGGAGUGGAUGAGGAUUUGGUGAGAAAGAAAAAAAGGAAAAAGAGAGUCAAUGAGGUGGGUGAAAAUGGCCAGAUUGAGAAAGUAAAUUGUUUGAGCAGCGAACACACUCAAGAAGAUAUAAAAAAGAAAAAUGAAAUAUGUGAUGUCAUAAAUGAGGAAGAUCAGGUAGACAGGAGCAUUAGUGUACAGGAAGCACAAAAAAUGUUGGAAAAUGAAAGUAUUAGCAAAUCACCCAAAAAAAAGAAAAAGAGAAAGAACAAUGAAAGUGCAGAGGAAUUCACUUUAGGCAAAGAUAGCAAUACAAAUAAACUCGAGAUUGAAGACACGUGUGAACUUGUGAAUGAGGAAGAUCAGGUAGACAGAGGCAUUAGUGUACAGGAAGCUCAAAAAAUGUUGGAAAAUGAAAGUGAAUCACCCAAAAAAAAGAAAAAGAGAAGAAUUAAUGAAAGUGUUGAGGAAUUCACUUCAGACAAAGACAGCAGCACAAAAAAACUUGAGAUUGAAGAUAUGUGUGACCUUGUGAAUAAGAAAAAAAGAAAGAAGACUAAACAAGAGCCAGAAGAUAUUGAGAGUCACAUUGAAGGUGAAGUUAGUAAAUUGGGUGUGAAUAGUGAUGAGAGUAGAGAGGCUGUACAUUCAGAAAAUCGAAGGGAGAAUGAAGCACUGCAAGUGGAAAAAUCAACAGACUCAAAAAUUUUAAAAAGUGAAUUAGAUGUAUCAAAUUUCAGUGAAAAAUCUCCAGCUAGAAAAAUGAAAGAGAAAAAAAUGAAGAAAAAGCAAGUGAAAGCAGAAAAGCAAGGGAUAGGUAUGAAAUGCAGAAAAAUAAGGGGUUUCACCCUUUUGAAAAAGGCUGAAACUACUACAAAAAAAGAAUUGCAUCGAACACUACCACAGUGGUUGGCCCAGCCUACAGUUAUCAGUAGAGAUCUUCAUGCUGAUAGUACAUCCAUAACUUCUGUUCAAGGACUAAAUGAAUCACUUAAGAAAAUUCUAGAAGAGCAGAAAAUUGAAAAAUUCUUCCCUGUACAAAAUGCUGUUAUUCCUGAAAUUCUCGCCAGUGCUAGUUCUCUGUCCAUGAGAUAUAGGCCACGUGAUAUAUGCGUAUCAGCUCCUACAGGUAGUGGAAAGACUCUCGCUUAUGUUCUGCCAAUAAUCCAAGCACUCACUGGUAGAACAGUACCAAGAAUACAGGCUCUGGUUAUUUUACCUGUACAGGAGCUAGCUAUACAGAUUUACAAAGUCUUCCUGACGUAUAUAAAAGCGAGCAACCUAAAGGUUGGUUUAGCAGUUGGGCAAAAAACUUUUAAGAAGGAACAAGAAGCUUUGGUUUGUGAAGACUGUUGUGGCAAUCAUUCGCACAAUGACAUCUUGGUGGCCACACCGGGCAAGCUGGCUGAUCAUCUGAGGUUUACAAAAGGCAUUAAUCUUUCAUCAUUGAGGUAUCUUGUUUAUGAUGAGGCUGAUCAUUUGCUUUCAGCAGAGGGUGGAGAUUGGGUGAAACGCAUUGAGCAGUCUAUAAGAGAACAUGAAGCUUUGUCAGAGAACGUCCUCAUUAAUGGUUUUCAAGGGAGUGGCAUCAUUCAGUUUCCAAGAGUCCCACUCCACCGCCUUCUGUUUUCUGCGACUUUGUCUCAUGAUCCUGAGCUGCUCCAGAAUGUGCCACUAUACAGGCCAAAGUUAAUUACUGCUUGUUCAUCUGAAAGUGGUAAGAUACAGAGAUCAUCUGUUAGCACCAUGGUUGGUCAGUACACUAGGCCAGCAGAACUAAAGGAAGAAUAUGUAGUCAUGGAGGAAUCUGUGAAACCGUUAGUUCUUCAUUAUUUGUUAACUUCAAAAUCCUGGCGAAGAGUUCUCAUCUUCACGAAUUCAGUUGAAGCAACCCAUAAACUUGGUGUUCUUCUAGCAGCCUUAUCUGAGGACUUAAAAAUUGCUGAAUUCUCUUCAACUCAAAUGAAUAAGAGACAACAGAUUGUCUCUCAGUUUUCAUCUGGAAAAAUCGAUGUUCUUGUGUCUAGUGAUGCUAUGGCUCGAGGGUUGGAUAUCCCAGACAUAGAACACGUAGUAUCAUACGAAGUCCCAUCUCUCAGUACCUAUAUUCAUCGUAUAGGAAGGACAGCUCGUGCAGGCAAACCCGGAACUGCUCUCUCUCUUGUUACCAACGAUACGAUGCAUGACUUCAAGACUGUGUUGUCUAAUACUGGAAAUGUAGCAACUAGAUUGGUUAUUUCUACAGAGGAGUUAGAACCAUACGAGUUUCUUUAUGUAAAUGCUUUAGCUAAGAUGAAAGAAAUUUUUCUCCAUGAGAAAUUGGAGCAAAGAAAACAGUUGGAAGAAAGUAUUUCCAGGCCCCAAGGAAACAAAAGGCAGUUAAAAUUUAAAGGAAAAAAUCAAACAGAUAGAGGAGUAAAAAAUUUUACAAAGAGGCUGCAUAAUUUCAGAAAACCAAAUAGAGUAAGAUAAGAUGAGUGAGGUUAUAUAUAGUGGAAAGUUCCUGGACUUGAAUUUUCGCAUGCUUCCUGGGUGAAAUAUAGUAGUGAAGAUCACAUUGUGCAUUACACUUCUUUGUGAAGUAGUGAGGUGAGUUUCAGUGCAGUCAGUCAUUUUGUUUUGGUUGACAGGCAUUUUUUGUCAUAUUGUCAGUGCAUUGUUGCAUUUUUUUGUGUUACAGAAUAGAAUCUUUGAAAGAACAGUGUGUAUGUGUUUGUGCCCGGCUUGCUGAUUCAAGACCAGAAAGACCAUUUUUCUCUCCCAAAACAACAUGGUAGUCGUUCCCCACCCUCUCUACUCCCCAGAUCUAGCUUUGACAUUUUAACAUGGAAGAGUCAAACAAAAUUGUCUACCAUGCUAUAUGCCAUUAGGAAAGAAGUUUCAGAAAUGUUUUGAGAAACGGUAGAGGUGCUGGGAUAAGUGUAUAACCUCCCAAGGAAAGUACUUCAAGGAAGACAACCUCAACUAGGUGAUUAGGUUAGCCUAUAUGGAAGGGCCCUGCAUAUUCACCACCUUCAUUUUGGUGUUCCACUUUUUUGUUGACUGUCAACUGAGCCAAUGUUCAUUACGUUCAGUGCUUUUACUGCUUCUCUGCAUAACAGCUGCAUAAGGGAAGGGCGACUGGCGCCAUAUUUUAAGGUAUGUAUUGUAUGUGCUAUGUAUUUAUUUUACUUUUUAUAUUUUUU
Molecule: messenger RNA, 3980 nt
Organism: Cherax quadricarinatus
Lineage: Eukaryota; Metazoa; Arthropoda; Malacostraca; Decapoda; Parastacidae
Source: RefSeq, a predicted model, not a curated record